Molecule: messenger RNA, 1631 nt
Organism: Columba livia (rock pigeon)
Lineage: Eukaryota; Metazoa; Chordata; Aves; Columbiformes; Columbidae
Product: zinc finger protein 501
Exons: 4
Coding region: 134-1435 (433 amino acids)
Biological process (GO): regulation of transcription by RNA polymerase II
Molecular function (GO): RNA polymerase II cis-regulatory region sequence-specific DNA binding; DNA-binding transcription factor activity, RNA polymerase II-specific
Source: RefSeq, a predicted model, not a curated record
GGUGCUCCCCGCCGGGCGCCCCCGGGUCCGCUGUGUCCCGAGCCCCGCUGCCUGCAGCGGGCGGUGAAAGCCCCGCUCGUCUGACCCGCCCCGUUUCUGUUCGCACAGCAGGACCCCCGGGAGCGGAGCUGAGAUGAUCUCCCACACGGACCAGCAGCAGCUGUGGUUCUCCCACCUCCACACCUACGAGGGGAAGCCGGUUCUGAGUGACACCUGUCCAGCUGGGGACAGGAUUGUGAGCAAGAAAGAGGAAAAUGCCCACCAAGGCAUCCCUGGGCCAGUGGAACCCGAGGGUUUGCUCUCAGGACUCUCCAGAGAGAACAGUUCCCAGAGUCCUGCACAGGACCCAGUCCUCCCACGCAGGUCACAGAGGGUUCAGAGACCUCUGGGAAAGAGGCAAAGCCGAGUGACACUGCGUGGUAAAAGCUUCAGGAGGCUGCCAGAUAUUAUCCAGCAGGGAAACCCUUCUGUGGGGAGGCUGAUGAUAUGUGGAGACUGUGGGAAGAGCUUUCGGGUGAGUUCCAACCUCAUCCAGCAUCGGAGAAUCCACACUGGAGAGAAACCCUUCAACUGUGCCGAUUGCGGGGAGAGUUUCCGUCAGCGGUCGCAUCUCAUCCAGCACCAGAGAAUCCACACAGGGGAGAGGCCCUACGAGUGCUCUGAGUGCGGAAAGAGCUUCAGCGUGAGCUCGAAGCUGAUCCGGCACCAGGUGACUCACACCGGGGAGAAGCCCUACAAGUGUGCCGAGUGUGGAAAGAGCUUCUCCGGGAACUCACAGCUCAUCCAGCAUCAGCGAGUGCACACCGGGGAGAAACCCUAUGAGUGCAGCGACUGCGGGAAGAGCUUCAGCGUAAGCUCAGCCCUGACACGACACCAGCGGGUCCACACCGGAGAGAAACCCUACAAGUGCACGGAGUGUAGGAAGAGCUUCAGCCAGAGCUCCGAGCUCAUGAAGCACCAGCGGAUCCACACUGGCGAGAAGCCGUACGAGUGCUCCGAGUGUGGGAAGAGCUUCACUGUGAGUUCAGCCCUCAUCCAGCACCGGCGGUUCCACAUGGGCGAGCGACCCUACGGGUGCACCGAGUGCGGAAAGAGCUUCACCGUGAGCUCCCACCUCAUCCAGCACCGCCGCUUCCACACUGGGGAGCGCCCCUUCGAGUGCCCCGACUGCGGGAAGAGCUUCCUGUGGAAAUCAGCCCUGCUCCGGCACCACCGGGUGCACACCGGGGAGAGGCCCUACGCCUGCAGUGACUGCGGGGACAGCUUUCGGCAAAGCGCCCACCUCAUCCAGCACCGGCGCAUCCACACUGGGGAGCGUCCCUACGCCUGUGCUGACUGCGGGAAGGGCUUCACUGUGAGCUCUGCGCUCCUCCGGCACCAGCAGAUCCACAGAGGGGGCGAGCCCCAGGAGGGAUUGUCUUAUUUCCAGCACUGACCACCAAUGCCAUCAGCUAUGGAGGGCUCGGAGGGAGGAGAAGGGGAAAUCAUGCGCUAUGAAGAAACAGAAGAUGACAGUGUCAGUCCCACCGACCUGUCAGAGCUGCUGAAGGAGGGGACAAAGGAAUCUCAUGACCGCGCGGAGAACACUCAGUUUGUCAAAGACUUCCUGAAAGGACGGAUCAAGAAGGAGC